AUGACCGUCCGCUACAAAUGGCUUAUCUUCCUCAUCCUAGGCGUGACAGCUAAGCUGGUUGAUUCAGUACCACCAUCCAACCCACAAGUGAUGCCGCCGAGCUCCGUUGUCACGGAGCUAAACAUCUGGACAUUCCGCGGCUCUGUUGGAGAUGGCAGGUUAUGGUUUGUCAAGUUCUAUGUGCCCUGGUGCCGCGGUUGCAAGCGUAUGGUAGGCCAGUACGACGAGCUGGCACAGACCUUUAUGUCGAAUAAGAACGUCGCCAUUGCCAGAUUUGACUGUAUGCAAGACGAAGACAUGUGCGAGCGCCUGGGAGUGGAUCGCACCCCAACCCUGAAGCUCUUCCUUAACGGCACGGAUGUGGAGACGUACAAGGCGGACUUUUACCACGUGGAACUUAUGACUCCUUUCCUGUUGCGAAUGCUGGAAAAAUACAUGGGGGAUAAAGCGAUCCAGGCGAGAGGCAACGGUGAUGCAGAUGCGACCGCAGCCGGUAGCGCUGCUGACCUAAACAAGGAAGAUACCGGCAAGCCUGCAGAACCGCACGCCGACAAGGCGACCGGCGCUUGCGGUGCGUCGGAGGCCACUGCCGGUGUGGAUACGCAUUCCGGUAGCGGCAUCCAGGCGACGCCGGUUGAGCCAGGUACGUACAAUAGGGCCCCAGGGGCGAGAACGUCCGCGAUGGAAAGGGGCGGAAGAGGAGCCGGUGCUGGCGUCGAAGAGGAAAGCAGCACCCUACACGCCGAAGCUCCUGGCGCGCCGACUGAAGGCGCUCCAGGGGUCGGUAUUGUGAGCGGGGAGGAAGUCGUCGUCACGACAAUAGCCGCCGCGCCGGUGCCUGCGUGCGGCGACGGCAUUCAUAGUGCCAGCGGUGGCGGCGCCGAGCCACUGACACGGCGUGGCCGUCAUGGGGGGCUAGCCAUGGAGACGCUUCAGCGCGAGAAAGAAGAGCUGUAA
This is a messenger RNA of Volvox carteri f. nagariensis, 957 nucleotides long. RefSeq lists its product as uncharacterized. Gene Ontology annotation, cellular component: endoplasmic reticulum. The coding region runs from base 1 to 957 and encodes 318 amino acids. Gene Ontology annotation, biological process: protein folding. Lineage: Eukaryota; Viridiplantae; Chlorophyta; Chlorophyceae; Chlamydomonadales; Volvocaceae. The record is from RefSeq and is a predicted model, not a curated record. Gene Ontology annotation, molecular function: protein disulfide isomerase activity. The transcript is spliced from 4 exons.